CUGUUCUUGCCAGCUGGGAAGCUUGAACUACGCCUUGUGAGGGGCAGAACGGGGAUUGAACCUACAGGAGAUCGAUCUGAAGUAACUUCAAGAGCAGGUACAUCAAGAAUGGAACCCUGAAGAUCAACUCAAGGUGGAUAGCGUGGUAAUCCAUGAUCUUGACUCCAUCUGCCGCUACUUUAUUAAAUUAAGAUAUCUGGUGUCGAAUCGUCGCCCGUUGCUGUUGCUGUUCUUUUUUAUACGCGUGUUCAGUUAUCACUCACGAGCCAAGUAAUCACGGCAAGAGAAGGAAGAAUUUGAUUUCUCAAUAGAAUGAUAGGAAAAGGCAAAGAAGAGAAGGAAAGAAGAGGGAGGGCAUGUGUUGUAGUUUUAGGCGACGUAGGCCGCAGUCCUCGAAUGCAGUACCACGCUCUUUCUCUUGCGAAUCAGGUUCGUCUAGAGGUAGACAUUGUCGCAUAUGGAGGUUCAGAGCCUUAUAAUGCUAUUCUUGACAACCAAUAUAUUCAUAUUUACAGAAUGAAACAGUGGCCAGCAGCCCGUCAAAGCUUACCAAAGAUACUUUGGCCCAUGAUGCUUGUGUUGAAGCCAUUGGUUCAAUUUUGUAUGCUUCUUUGGUUUCUUUGCAUAAAGAUACCUAAGCCUGAUAUUUUUAUAGUACAGAAUCCUCCUUCAGUUCCCACUCUGGUGGCUGUUAAGUGGGCUAGUUGGUUGAGGCAUUCGUCAUUUGUCAUUGAUUGGCAUAAUUUUGGAUAUACACUGCUUGGUCUAUCCCUUGGAAGGAAUAGUUAUUUUGUCUCUGUAUACAAGUGGUUUGAAAAUCAUUAUGGGAAAAUGGCAGAUGCUUCUCUAUGCGUAACAAGAGCAAUGCAGCAUGAAUUGGACCAAAACUGGGGAAUUAAAGCCACGGUUUUGUAUGAUCAGCCUCCUGACUUUUUUCAUCCUGCAUCUCUUGAGGAGAGACAUAAGCUGUUUUGUAGAUUAAAUAAAGAUCUCUGUCAGCUUCUUGGCAUUCGAGAUUGCAUUAGUAAUGGAACUGCAUCUGUGGAUAACCAUUGCCCAGGUGAGACUCUAUUUACGACUGAGGUUGGCUCAAGCAUAUAUUUGAAGUCAAACCGGCCUGCACUUAUUGUAAGCAGUACAAGCUGGACCCCGGAUGAAGAUUUUGGUAUUCUCCUAGAAGCUGCAGUUAUGUAUGAUAGACGUGUUGCUGCUAUAUUAAAUGAGGAUGAUUCAAUUGAUGAGGAGACCGUCUGGAAAGAUAUAUCUAAUGCAAAGCAAUGUUUGUAUCCCAGAUUGUUAUUCAUCAUUACUGGUAAAGGUCCAGAAAAAGAAAAGUGUGAAGAGAAAAUAAAAGGAUUACACCUUAAGCGUGUGGCAUUUCGUACCAUGUGGCUUUCAGCUGAAGAUUAUCCAUUGCUGCUGGGAUCAGCUGAUUUGGGUGUUUGUCUACAUACUUCAUCAUCAGGAUUAGACCUUCCUAUGAAGGUUGUUGAUAUGUUUGGCUGUGGAUUGCCUGUUUGUGCUGUUUCGUACUCUUGCAUUGAAGAACUUGUAAGGGUAGACGAAAAUGGUCUUCUCUUCUCUUCAUCCUCAGAGUUAGCCGAUGAACUCCUGAUGCUCUUCAAGGGAUUUCCUGACAAAUGUGAUGCUUUAAAAGUCUUAAAAAAUGGGGCAUUAGAGAUAGGUUCUUCAGCAAGGUGGACUACAGAAUGGGAAGAACAUGCAAAGCCAUUGAUAACUGAGGCAAGUUCCUCCUUCUGUUCUGUUCAUCUUGUUCAUAAUCUCGGUCACAUCGUGAUUCACAAUGGAACCACUCUUCCUUUCACAUCUGCUUCAUGGCAUAACGCAUUCAUGUGAUUGUGAACCUAACCAGUGUAUUUGAAUUCGCAGGCUCUAUCUAAAGUUAGAGCUUAACUAUAAGCAAAAGUGACAGGUUCUCUUCUGCAGCAAAAACAUCUACCUAUUUUUGACCAAUUAUAACAGUUGUGAAGGGAUCUCCUUCAGCGGGAAAAGCUAAGUUAUUUUUGUUAUUUAGGAUUUUCAUUUGCUAUACUUUUUUGAGAACGUACUGAAAAAGAAAAAUCUUAGAAUCUUGAUUUUGAAUUUUGUUUUAGGUUUGGAAUUCGAGAGUUGAGCCUUUUUUUGGUUA
Molecule: messenger RNA, 2149 nt
Organism: Prosopis cineraria
Lineage: Eukaryota; Viridiplantae; Streptophyta; Magnoliopsida; Fabales; Fabaceae
Product: UDP-glycosyltransferase TURAN
Exons: 16
Coding region: 313-1857 (514 amino acids)
Cellular component (GO): endoplasmic reticulum
Molecular function (GO): mannosyltransferase activity
Source: RefSeq, a predicted model, not a curated record